AAUAAGCUACAGUCAUAUAUAGUAGAUUCCGGUUAAUUGGGCCAUCGGUUAAUCGGGGCAGCCCUUUAUUUGGGACAAAUCUUAAAGAACAAACCCUUUUAACUCUUACACGGAACUUCGCGUAAUUGGGGCAGCCACUUAAUUGGGCCAAAGUGUUAUAGUCUCCAUAUGUCCCAAUUAACCGGAAUCCACUGAACAUGUUUAUUUUCAUAGUCUGCUACAUUACUGUGCGGUUACAUUGAAAAUUUACCGAAACCUAAUGUCACCAUCCUUUAAUUAUCGAAGCCUGCAUAUUAAAUUACAAGCUUCCUGUUAUUAACAAAAUUAAUUUAUGGCAGUGGAAAAUGGUGACCUAGUCCCCGCUUGUCGGUCUAUGUUGCUUAUCUAUGGUUCUGUGUUCUGUGGUUCAGAUUGUCUGGAUAAUUUCGCGGCAAUAGCCGUGUGAAGUUAGUUUGUUUUAAUCUGACGAGGCCAUAACAGAUUUUGUACGGAUUAUUUAAUAAACUUAGUUUUUCUUCCAUGCGAGGAAGGAAUUUUCUUUUGUAUAAGUAUAUAUGGUUAAGUAUUUUUUAAACUUAUACUGUACGAAAUUUGGAUUAUUGAGAUGAGAAGUUUAUAACCUUAAACGUCGGAUCUAAUCAAGGAUUACCGACUUUGUUCCUGAGUGGUCUUAGGUGUAGCCAUUAGUUAUGUCUUACAUUAAUUUUGAAAGUUCAAGAGUGAAAGAAGCUGAAAGAAAACAGAAGAUGGAAGAAAUAGAUGCUGUUAUGAAAAAGGUUUAUGCAGAAUUCAACCUCAGAAAAGGGCAAGAUGAGAGAGCCCGACUCCGGGGUGACGAUAAUUGGAAGCUCCCAUCUCUCCUAACUUCACUAAGUUUGCAGGGCAGCGAUGAUGAAAGUGAAGAGGAUGAAUGGGUUGAGAAGUUUGUUGUCCCUGAUGAACCUUUUGUUGAGAAGUUAUUUGAUAAGGUGACUGCAGGCAAAAGUCACUCAAGACAAAAUGAGGACAAAUUUUGUCUGAAAACUGAUGAUUCACAGGAAAAGCAAGAGGAGGGUAAAGUGUUAUUAGAGAGGGAUGAAUGGAUGACUUUGCCAGGCUUGUUUCCUUCCACAUCACACAAACGGCUACAACUGCAGUCAGGUCGCAUGAGUAAGGCAGAGGAACAGAGACAGGAAGAAAGAUAUUUGCUCAAUACACUAGGUCAAAGUGAUCGUGAGCUGAAUCCUUACUGGAAAGAUGGAGGGACAGGUUUACCUUAUGGGAGAAAAGACAAAGAGCAACUUAUCAAGGAGUCUGAGAUGUCACCGGCAAAAUCCGUGGGUGACCGAGGUGUUGGUUGGCUACGGCGAGCUUUGAAACGCGCUGAGGAGCAAGCUGCUGACGAAGGUAGAAGUGUGGAAGAUGUAGCAGCAGAACGAUGGGGAUCUUUACAGAAACUGAAGACAAUGCUAGCAGAAGCAGAGGAAAAGAGUAGGAGCCAUGGUAGACAUGAACUUAGUAGAAAUGAAUGUGAGAGGAAUAAACUGGAAGAUAGAAAGAGGAAGGGCACGUAUCAUAGAGACAGAACAAAAAGAGCUGUGGUUGGACAGAGUACAAAGUCAUGUCAUGAACAUGAGCAUGACAAAAGUCACACAAAUUCAGAUUCCUUCCAGAAAUCCAGAACUGAUGAUAUUUCUGACAGAAAGCAUGAUAAGCAAGACAGUCUUUCAUUGGGUAGAAGAACUCUGUAUGCUUUUCAGAAACCUGAAGAGGAGAUUGAUGUGUCAGGAAGACAAAGCACUUCAUAUCAGGAUUUCUCUGGAUUAGAAGUGGGUGGAAUAUCAGUUCUUAACACUUGCAAAAGUUCAGUGGCAUCAGGAAAUUGGAGGAAGAAAAUAUCUGAUAAUGUUAAAGCUCCUGUUAACCCAAGUAGCAGUAAGGAAUCAAAGCGAAUGAGAGUACAGUCUUCAUCUUCAGAAUUAGAAUAUGAGGAAGAGAAAUCUGCAGAAAUUGCGCACAUCCUUACAGAUAAAGAAAUGAAUGAUCUUGGGGCCAAACUUGUUAAAGCGGAAAUUUUAGGAAAUGAGACGUUAGCAAAAGAACUGAAGAAAAAGUUAGAUGCUGCUCGUAUAGCUCGUGCCAGAAAAGUUACAGGAACAGUGAAUACAGCUGGACCAGAGGAAGUAGAAACUGUAAUUCUCACCCGAACUGACUCUCGGGGCUUUGUGCACCCUCUUCAAAGGGCUGGUCAACAUGUGGAGCCAGUAGGUGGCCGGAGAAGGAAGCAGAAGAUGGAGACGCACUCUGAUGGGAAACGAGUGCGGUACUAUGCAGAUGAUGAUAAAUACUCUUUGAAAGAUUUGUUUGAACGGGAAAAACUGGGUACUGCAGAAGAUCAGAAUAAAAUGUUCUCUAAACUUGCAGCCAAGGGGGUUGGUCACACUGAUAGUGAAUAUGAUAUGGAUGAUAUAUUUGCGGAACAAGCCCAGUUGAAGGAAUCUGAUGGCAAGGUGCAGUCCAGAGAACGUGGCCAGGCUAUCAGGGAACAUAAAAUGAUCGAUAAAGUUCUGAAAAAUUGCAACUGGUGUUUUGACAGCAAAGAAAUGAUUAAACACCUUGUUGUAGCUAUUGGAAACAAGGUUUACGUAUGUUUGCCUCCACACCAGUCACUAACAGAGGGACAUUGUCUCAUUGUGCCUAUGUACCACACAUCAUGUGGUACUCAGCUGGAUGAAGAUGUAUGGAGUGAAAUGCAGACAUUCAGGAAAACACUUACAUCCAUGUUUAUGGAGAAGCUGGAUCUAGAUGUGGUUUUCUUUGAGACUGCAGUAUAUCUCCAGAAGUUUCCACACAUGAUUCUGGAAUGUGUUCCCAUGCCACGAGAGACUGGAGAUUUGGCCCCAAUUUACUUUAAGAAAGCAAUUCUGGAGUGUGAGACAGAAUGGGCAACAAAUAAGAAGCUGGUGGAUUUGAAGGGAAAGAAUGUUCGUCGUGCUAUACCAAAAGGAUUGCCAUACUUUGCAGUUGAUUUUGGUCUUGAGUCUGGUUUUGCUCAUGUCAUAGAAGAUGAAAAGAUGUUUCCCAAAAAUUUUGCACAGGAAAUAAUUGGUGGUAUGUUGGAUCUGGAUCACAGUUUGUGGCGUAAGCAGCGGCGGGAGAAUUUUGACAUGCAGCGAAAGAAAGUCCUGCAAUUUGCAGAGUGGUGGAAGACAUAUGACUUCACUGUUAAGAAAGAAAAGUAUUCCUCAGACUCUGACUGAUCACCUGUUGAAGCUUCAGACACCAAAACUGUGCUUGUGAACUUUGGCCGAAUGACAAAGUUUCUUAUUGUAUUUUGCAUUCUGAAAACAUUAUUUUCUGCGUGUCAAAUAUGAACAUUUCAUGUCGUACACAAUACUUCCUGGUGAGUAAGGACAGAGAUUUGUUGCUUUGUAGAGAUGCUCUGCCUCUUGAUUUACUUACUGGUUAUCAUCCAUACAUAUUUUGUGUUUCCAUUAUAAAUACAUGAACAGUUAGACAAAGUUUUUCUUGAGAAGCUGGCGUUUGCUCAGCUGGUUAGAAAAUAUCUUGUCUUUUGUGGUAGUUGAUACUGCAAAAGCUUAACCAGCAUAAGAAAGGAGUUUGUGGGUUUUUUUAUCAAGCCGUGUUUGUAGUGAAACCAAACACUAUUCACAUGAUGUAUUUGAUACUCAGCUUGCCACUUUUAUCCUAACAAAGAACCUGUUUGGAUCUGUAGGAUUUUUUGUAGUGGCAUUUUAUUGUAAAUUCUUAGUAUUAUUUUCAGUCUAUAAAGAAAGGUAAGUGUAUGGUGUCUUCCUGUCUCUGUGUCUCUCUCUACCUCAAAUAACUUGAACCGUUGGGCAAAUUUUUAUGAAACCUGGAAUAUACGUGCGUAAUACCCACCUCUGAAAUUGUUAUUUCCCUAAUAAUAAUAUACCAACAUAAUGGCAUUACUGACUUAUGAGGCGGCUUCACAUAAUUUAAGACCUGAAAUUUUUUUAUCUUUGAAAAAUAUGCAAAUCUUGUUAAGUUUCUCUUAUGUUUGAUGUUUAUAUGGAAAAUGUAAGGCAACUUCAUUGCAGUAACAUGAAUUCUGUAUUGGAGUUUUAAUUUGACAAUGAACAACUGUCAAUUUUUGUGUGGAAAUAAGAGUAUGUGAAUUUUAUAUUCGCUGUUGUUUAUGCACUACUUGAAGCUUUUAUAGCCUCUAUAAGUAAUAUAAUCUCAUGUGGUUGCCUGUGUCAAUUUGGACCAGCAGUUCAAUAUUUUAUAGACUGUCUUAUCAUCAGAGAAUGAGACAGACUGUUUGACUUCUGAAUUUUAUUCUAAUAGUUAACAAGUCAACAGUGAAAAUCUUUGUGACAUAUUUGAUAUUUUAAGAUAUCGUAGAUUAAAUCUGAAGAAUGCUUGGUAUCAUUUGGUUUAGUCUUUUUUUCUUACUGUAUGCUGUCUUCUUAUUCAGGUUUGAAGCUUUAACUCUCUGAAGCUGAAUUUUUUAGUCCUUUAAUCUUUUCUGUUGAUGAACAAAGUAUUCUGUAUCAGGUUCAUAAUAUAACGUUAGAUGUGAGCAUUGAAGAGGUGCCAUCCCGAUUACAUGUUUUCAUUUUUUUUAUCUUUAAUUUCCCAUAAUUGCCUGCUGUCUUCACUCCUCAUUUUCUCUGUCAUCACUCUGUAUGAGGAUAUCAUAAUACAUUUGUACAGGCUGCUAAGUGUU
This is a messenger RNA of Zootermopsis nevadensis, 4693 nucleotides long. RefSeq names its product CWF19-like protein 2. Gene Ontology annotation, cellular component: post-mRNA release spliceosomal complex. The record is from RefSeq and is a predicted model, not a curated record. Lineage: Eukaryota; Metazoa; Arthropoda; Insecta; Blattodea; Termopsidae. Gene Ontology annotation, biological process: mRNA splicing, via spliceosome.